GUGUUUCUGUUUUCACGCUGCUUGUAUGACUGGGCUGGUCGCUCCGCUCGUCUGUUCGUGUUUCUGCGGGGUGUGUGAAAGGCCAGGAGCGGUUAACGCGCUCGCUGCUCCUCUCUCAGCUCAACGGCUGUGCCGUCCACCCUCGUGUGACUACAUUGUGAAGUAACAGCAAUCUGCUGGCGCACUCAGAGGACAUGGCAGCCGCAACCGUGGCUGAAGCGGACCCAGCAGAGACCGAUGGGGCUGCCGCCGCCGCCGCCGCCUCCUCCUCCUUUAAGGAUCUACGCGACCCAGGCUGGAAUGAAUCGCAGCUUCGACAAUAUCCUUUCCCAACCAGACAAAUACCACGACUAUCCCAUACAGAUCCGCGUGCUGAGAUCCUCAUCAAUAACGAGGAGCCUGUCGUCUUAACAGACACCAGUUUAGUAUAUCCAGCUCUAAAAUGGGACAUACCCUACUUGCAAGAGAACAUUGGAAAUGGGGACUUCUCUGUUUACAUAGCAGAAAAUCACAAAUUCUUGUAUUACGAUGAGAAAAAGAUGCCAAACUUUCAGGACUUUGUGCCCAAAUCUCGUCGAAUAGAAAUGAAAUUUUCUCAGUUUGUGGACAAGAUGCGUCAAACAGAGGAACAAGGUGGAAAAGAAAGAGUGUACUUGCAACAAACUCUGAAUGAUACAGUAGGCCGAAAAAUAGUGGUGGAUUUCCUUGGAUUCAAUUGGAACUGGAUUAACAAACAGCAAGCUAAACGAAACUGGGGUCCGCUGACCUCAAAUUUGCUCCUCAUAGGCAUGGAAGGCAAUGUGACACCAGCACACUAUGAUGAGCAGCAGAAUUUCUUUGCACAAAUCAAAGGACAUAAGAGAUGCAUCCUCUUUCCUCCGGAUCAGUUUGACAGCCUCUAUCCUUACCCAGUUCAUCAUCCAUGUGACAGACAGAGUCAGGUUGAUUUUGAAAAUCCAGAUUAUGACAAGUUUCCUAAUUUCAAAAAUGCUGUUGGAUAUGAGGCUGUUGUGGGGCCAGGUGAUGUGUUAUACAUCCCAAUGUACUGGUGGCAUCACAUUGAGUCCCUGUUAAAUGGAGGAGAGACCAUCACAGUAAACUUCUGGUACAAGUGUUGUACAAAAUAUUUGCAGGGGGCACCCACUCCAAAGAGGAUAGAGUACCCUUUGAAAGCUCAUCAGAAGGUGGCCAUAAUGAGGAACAUAGAGAAGAUGUUGGGAGAGGCCUUAGGGGACCCGCAUGAGGUUGGUCCAUUGCUGAACAUGAUGAUCAAGGGCAGAUAUGAUCAUGGACUGAGUUAAUGGCCUGAGCUGAACCUUCUUUGGUGUGCUGCUAAGACGGUCUGUUUAUAUGUGUGUGUGGAUAUGAGUAUAUGCUUGUGUAUACAUUCAGACUGUUGAAAUGCCAGUGCAUGGCAGUAUUUUGGCAGUAUAAAGACUUCCGCCUUUUGUCUACUUUUAUUUACUGGACCCAUUAUAGCUAGUUCUCUGUUGGUGUAAGGAGAAAACCACUGGUAAGGAAUCUCGAGUUGACCUCUCUUUAAAAAGUCCUUAAAUUCAUAUGUUUGCAGCAAAAAAAAAAAAAAAAAAAAAAAUAGACAAA
Labeo rohita (rohu) is the source of this 1602-nucleotide messenger RNA. It is a transcript of the gene hif1an, whose product is annotated as hypoxia inducible factor 1 subunit alpha inhibitor. NCBI's taxonomy places the organism in Eukaryota, Metazoa, Chordata, Actinopteri, Cypriniformes, Cyprinidae. The transcript is spliced from 8 exons. The coding region runs from base 195 to 1301 and encodes 368 amino acids. Gene Ontology annotation, cellular component: cytoplasm; nucleus. The record is from RefSeq and is a predicted model, not a curated record. Gene Ontology annotation, molecular function: [protein]-asparagine 3-dioxygenase activity; peptidyl-histidine dioxygenase activity; ankyrin repeat binding. Gene Ontology annotation, biological process: negative regulation of Notch signaling pathway; peptidyl-aspartic acid hydroxylation.